Penicillium soppii is the source of this 855-nucleotide messenger RNA. RefSeq lists its product as uncharacterized. The coding region runs from base 1 to 855 and encodes 284 amino acids. NCBI's taxonomy places the organism in Eukaryota, Fungi, Ascomycota, Eurotiomycetes, Eurotiales, Aspergillaceae. The record is from RefSeq and is a predicted model, not a curated record. Gene Ontology annotation, biological process: carbohydrate metabolic process. Gene Ontology annotation, molecular function: glucose-6-phosphate isomerase activity; mannose-6-phosphate isomerase activity. The transcript has 2 exons.
AUGUUGCAGAAGCAAGAAGCAGUAAUGCAGCUACGCCUAGAGCGUCUCGAGCAAAUGCUCGGCGAUCCUCUCUUCGAAAGCAUACUCUGGGGCCACGAGUACGACCUAGGUGGACUGGACAACAGUCUGCGUAUUAAGAUCGAGUCAGGCCAGUUCAAGAGGAUUGUCUUCUCUAAGGCAUGCCGACCGGUGAUACCCCUCUAUCACGUUCAGCAGUUCUUCUCGAUAUUCCUCGAUCUCUUCCACAAGCUGAAGAUCACAAAGUUCUCAUACCAAUCCGAGCUUGAGGACUCGGUCAAGUUCCUGAAAGCCGAAUUCCAUGAGGGAACCCUCAAGCGAGCAGAGGCCAUUGCCGAGAAGCUGAGGGGGAGCCGGAUCAUCCUGCUGAGGACGGCGGACUGGUACGUCACCCUCCUCAAGCAGACAACCAUGUUUUUCAACGAAAUCGCCAUGGUUCCGACUCACAGAAACCUCUUGCACGAAUUCUCCCAUACCGAAGUGGCUGCCUAUUCCGACCCGGCCAACAAGCAGGCCAUCGUCACCUUCUGCGACUCCAAUGCCGACGACUACACGCGGAAUAAGAUCCAGACCCUGGAAGGGCUGUUCGGUAGCAAGGAAGUCCCUCAGAACUGUAACAUCGAGUUUGUCAAAAUCGAGCUCAACCAGGACGACUUCUUCAAAAAGUUCUUCUUUACGCACUUUAUUACAAUUUAUGUUGCGUAUUACCUAGGGAAAUACUCCGACGUGAAGGGGAGAGGCUUGAUCUCGAUCGCCGCGAAGAACCCUUGGUGGAGCCAGCGCUCGAUCGAGCUGUUCCCCAAGUGUAUCGAUAUCCCUUCGGUUCUCGAGUCCUAG